AAACUCCACUAUUAGGAGCAACCCUCAUUCUAGUGGUUGCACCCAAGUGACGUCACCAGUACAUGUGCGACUGCUUUGGUGAUCAUGGGGAAGUCCAGAGCAACCCCGAAAUUUGCUGAGAUGAAGAGAAGGAUCAACCCAAGGGACAGCAGAAUAAACAAGAAAGACCGCAGAAAAUCAAAAAAGAAACCCAAAGACCAAAGCAAGAUUGUGGAGAGACAAGUGCCCAAGGUAUCCUCGGCAUUGUUCUUCCAAUACAACACCCAGCUGGGUCCUCCCUACUACGUUCUGGUCGACACCAAUUUUGUCAAUUUCUCCAUCAAGAACAAGCUGGAUAUUGUACAGUCAAUGAUGGACUGUCUCUACGCAAAAUGUGUGCCAUGUAUCACAGACUGUGUGAUGGGUGAAUUGGAGAAACUGGGACCCAAGUACAGAGUAGCGCUGAGGCUUGUGAAAGAUGCGAGGUUUGAGAGGCUACCCUGUAUGCACAAAGGAACGUAUGCAGAUGACUGCCUGGUGGCAAGGGUGAAUCAGCACAAAUGCUACAUAGUGGCAACAAAUGACAAGGACUUGAAGCGACGACUGCGUAGAAUUCCUGGCGUUCCCAUCAUGUACAUCAGACAACACAGAUAUUCCAUUGAAAGAAUGCCAGAUGCGUUUGGAGCACCAAAAGUGUGAUUCAUCUGAAUGUAGAUACAUUGUAUUAAACAGAAAAGCAUUCUCCAAAAUGAAUUCUUUCUCCUUUAAGAAGAAUUAGUGUAGUUGCAUGUUGGAGUUUUUUUAGGGGGGCACAAAAGCUAGUGACUGAGAUUGAAGCCUUAUCUGUGCUUGUACUGUGUCUAAUGAUUUCUAUUACUGUAACAGCAAUAACUGUAACAGUUGUAAAAUGAAGUCUUAAGACAAAGUUUGAUGAGUAAGUGACACAUUGUACAUUUGUACUAAUAAAAUUCUGCUUGAAGUUUAUGUUU
Molecule: messenger RNA, 968 nt
Organism: Branchiostoma floridae (Florida lancelet)
Lineage: Eukaryota; Metazoa; Chordata; Leptocardii; Amphioxiformes; Branchiostomatidae
Product: rRNA-processing protein FCF1 homolog
Exons: 8
Coding region: 85-678 (197 amino acids)
Cellular component (GO): small-subunit processome; nucleolus
Source: RefSeq, a predicted model, not a curated record